Molecule: messenger RNA, 5445 nt
Organism: Meleagris gallopavo (turkey)
Lineage: Eukaryota; Metazoa; Chordata; Aves; Galliformes; Phasianidae
Source: RefSeq, a predicted model, not a curated record
UGAAAUGGCCGCGCCCUUCUCGGCCUCAUGGUGGGGCGGGGUUGCGCCGCUUUCGGCUCUUAGCGCCAAAUUCAAACACGCCGCCAUUUUGAAGGAACUGUGGGCAGGUGGGGGGCCGUAGGGCCGGCGCGGAUUAUGGCUCCCGGCACAAGAGAUUUACGUGAUUCUGCAGUGCCUUUGCUGAACUCACCUAGUGUUGAAGGGGAUGCUAUCAAGGUUUACGUAAGAGUACGUCCCCCUUCAGAGGGAACUGCAUUAACUGAUGGAGAUCAAGGCUUGUGUUUAUCUGUUCUUUCAUCAAACACCAUCCGUCUGCAUUCAAAACCUGAGCCGAAGAUCUUCACUUUUGAUUAUGUUGCAAAUAUGGAAACAACACAGGAGUCAGUGUUCUCAAGUGUGGCCAAAAGUAUUGUUGAAUCAUGUAUGAAUGGCUACAAUGGAACCAUCUUUGCAUAUGGCCAGACUGGAUCAGGAAAAACUUUUACUAUGAUGGGACCAUCUGAUUCUGAUAAUUUCACUCACAGUCUGAGAGGUGUAAUUCCACGGAGCUUUGAAUACUUAUUUUUUCUAAUUGAACGUGAGAAAGAAAAGGCUGGCAGUGGAAAGAGUUUUCUCUGCAAAUGCUCUUUUAUUGAAAUCUACAAUGAGCAGAUAUUUGACUUGCUAGACUCUGCUUCAGCUGGACUCUUUCUUAGAGAGCACAUCAAGAAGGGGGUCUUUGUUGAUGGUGCUGUUGAACAGGUGUUGUCAUCUGCUGCUGAAGCAUACCAGGUAUUAACUAUGGGCUGGAGAAACCGUCGUGUGGCAUCAACCUCAAUGAACAGAGAAUCUUCAAGGUCGCAUGCAGUUUUCACGAUCACAGUGGAAUCCAUGGAGAAAAACAAUGAUAUUGUUAACAUUCGUUCUUCCCUUCUCAACCUGGUAGACUUGGCAGGGUCUGAGAGACAAAAAGACACCCAUACAGAAGGGCUGAGAUUGAAGGAAGCAGGUAACAUAAAUCGAUCACUAAGUUGCCUGGGCCAAGUUAUCACAGCACUUGUUGAUGUGGGUAAUGGAAAACAGAGACACAUUUGUUAUCGGGAUUCCAAGCUCACUUUUCUGCUACGGGAUUCCCUUGGUGGUAAUGCAAAAACAUGUAUAAUUGCAAAUGUCCAUCCAGGAUCCAGGUGUUUUGGUGAGACACUGUCAACCCUUAAUUUUGCUCAGCGAGCAAAGUUGAUUAAAACAAGGUAAACAAGCACCUCAGCUGUGGUGAAUGAAGACACACAAGGAAACGUGAGCCAGCUGCAAGCUGAAGUCAAGAAGCUGAAAGAGCAACUUGCUCAACUUACAUCAGUGCCAUCUAUGCAUGAUAUUUCUGUAUCACAAGAUGCUGCUGAAAAGGAAAAAAAUACAAAUUACAUUAACAACUUUAUUGAAGCAAUGUUGUUCUGGGAGAAAUCAGAAUGUGAGAAGAAGAAUUUACUAGAAAGAAUUGCUCAGCUAGAAGACUUGUGUGCCAAGAAGGAGAAAUUUAUUCAGUCCAAUAAAAUGAUAGUCAAAUUCCGUGAAGACCAUAUUGUUCGCUUGGAGAGAUUGCAUAAAGAAGCUGGUGGAAGUUUAUUGCCAAAAGAGCAAGAAGAUCUCCUCAGUGAAUUGAGGGAGGAAUUGCAGACCCUCAGAGAACAGAUGGAACAACACCCACGAAUUGCCAAGUAUGCCAUGGAGAAUCAUAACCUCAGAGAGGAGAAUAAAAGACUUCGUUCUCUACAAUCAGUGAAAAAAGCCCAGGAAGUUGACGCUCAGACUAUUGCAGAACUAGAAAAGGCUUUUUUGCAAGCUUCAGCCACAGAGAAAAAUACUGGAGGUCAGCACGUGUAUUCUAGCACCAUAUUAGCCGAAGGCAACUCUCUGGCAUCUGUUGAGAAGCUGAAAGCACGCCUGCUACAAACUCAGAGUGAACUGGCGAGUUCGAAACAAGAAUAUGAAGAAUUUAAAGAGCUAACCAAGAAAAAGCAUAUGGAACUGGAAUCAGAACUUCAGUCCUUGCAGAAAGCAAACCAGCACCUUGAAAACAUUUUGGAAGCGACCAAAGCACACAAACGCCGAGAAGUGUCUCAGUUGCAUAAGCUGCAUAGAGAAACUCUUAAGAACAUAACUACUCCAACAAAAGCAUACCAGCUAAGGUCUCGCCUUGUGCCACGGAUAAGCCCAGAGAUCUCAGAUUUUCAUUCUGAAGAUCUUGAGUGUUGCAAAGAGAUGAUGGAUGACAUUUUUAAAGAGCCUGUUCCCCCAGAGAUGAAUGAACAAGCAUACGAGGCCAUUGCAGAGGAACUCAAAAUGGCACAGGAACAACUGAGCACAAUGCAGACAAAGCUGGAUGAAGAAGAAAGCAAAAAUAUAAAACUCCAGCAACAUAUUAAUAAACUGGAACAUCAUUCUGCACAAAUACAGGAGCUUCUUUCAUCUGAAAGGAAUGACUGGAGUAAGGAGCGUGAGGAGCUACUUGAGCAGAUAAAACUGCUUGAAAAGCAAUUUCAGGAUGCUCAAAGCAAGGCUGAUAUAUUAAAAAGUGAAGUCCAUGACUUACGCAUUGUCCUGCAGUCUGCAGACAAGGAGCUGUCUGCUGUAAAACUGGAAUAUAGAGCUUUUAGGGAAAAGCAAGAGAAGGAAAUGAGUCAGCUUUCUGAUAGACAUAUGGAUGUCCAGUUCAAGCUGGACAGUGUCAGGCUAGAAUAUGAAAAGAAUCUUGAAGAAAAAGCAAGCCUUCAGGAUGACUAUGACAAUUUGCAAGAGGUGACAAAGUUUGAGACAGAUCAGCUGAAGCAACAGCUUGAGGACAGACAACAAGAAACUGAAGCAAUGAAAACUGAGCUCUGUAACCUAUUAAAACUCCUGGAAGCAGAAAAAGAACAUAAUCAGAAACUAAGAUUACAAUUACAAGAAGACAAAGAAAAUUCAAAAGAGCUCUUGAAAGUACUUGAAAAAGCACAAGUGGAGAAACCAUCAUCUGAAAUGCUGACGCGAUGUGAACAGCAGGAUGAAAAACUGCAGAAAUUGGAACAGGAGUUGGCAGCUGCUGAAGAGAUUAUUGUUUCUUUGAAGAAGACAAAUGAUGCAGAUAAGGAAGUUGUAACUGACUUGAUGAGACAGAUCCAGGAGUUGAGGUCUUCAAUUAAUCAUAAAACUGAAUCCAUAGAUGGGCUAACAAGAGAGCUGGAGGAUAUAAAUUGCAAGUAUAAUUUUGUUCUGGCUGCAAAAGAAGAAAGCAAAGGAAUCAUAGAGGAUCAGGAGAAGAAGAUUGAAGAACUGAGGGAAGCCUUGGAGAGAAGACAAAUGGCAGAUAAUGUUGAGAGGGACCUUCUGUGUGAAGAAUUGCAUCACACCUCUGAUCAGCUGAUAAGACUGACAGAGGCCUCUAAGAAACAUGAUGCAUUGCUUCAGUGUGCACAGCAAGACAUAACAGAGAAAGAAGCUUUAAUCCAGGAACUCAGAGAACAGUUGGACAAAAUGACAGAAGAACUAGAGAAGAGGAAGAGUGAAUAUGAAUUCAAGAUGAAGCAAAUAGAUAGCUUUUUCGUGGACUCAUCUACAGUAACGUUUCCUCAGUGUCCAAAAACUCCUCCUAAUUUUGAUGUGAAUUUGGCAAAAAUCUUAGAGACCCAUGAGCAAGAAAUAGCUGAUAGGAGGGCUUCUACAAUCACUCUAGAGCACCUUGUACAUGAACUGAAUGAAGAACGAAGGGCUAAAAAUGAUGAGAUUCUACGGCUGAAGGAACAAUUAAAUGAACUGGAGAGCUUACGUUUGGAAAUGCAGAUAUUGGUGGAAAACAACAGGAAUUUACAGAGUCAACUUACAGAAGCUCAGAAACUAAGCAAGAACAGUGAUCAGAAACACACUGAUGUUCAGCAGCUCCAAGAGAAAGAGGAGGAGAUUGCUGAAGAACGACGGGCAAAGAACAAAGCAAUGGAGGAGAUGCUGAAAAUCAAAGCAGAAUUAGAAGAGACCAAAAAUACUCUCAGAAUCAGAGAGAAUACCUGUCUUGAAAUGACUCUGGAGAUGGAGCGAACAAGAGCUUUGGAGCUGAAGGCGUUUCAUGAAAAAGAAGAAAUUAGAUCAAAAUUGGAAGAAACAUACGAAGAGAGAGAUAGAAUUGGAAAGGAAAUAGACAUGCUGAGGAAGCAAGUUGACUCUCUUGCUGAGGAGAAUGGGAAACUACUUGGUCAUCAAAACGUAAACCAGAAGAUUCAGUAUCUUGUGAAACUGAAGAAAGAUUACACUAAACUUACUGAGGAGACUGAAAAACUGCGAGCUGAAAAUGCCUUUUUGAAAGAAACUAAAAGAUGUGACGUAUGUAGACAUCAUGAUCAGUUAUAAUGGCACAAAUCUGCAAAGCUGUAUUUUUAAAAUGUACAGCAUAAGCAAAAGCUUGACUUUUGUUGUUGUCUCUGAAUGUUGUCAGCUGUAUUCAGUACAAUUACAUACUCCUUAGAUUUAUUUUUUUUUUUUGCUGGUAACAACUUUUAGUGAGGAAUUUUCUCAGUUAAAUGGGCAGCUCUCAUUGGUGUUUCAAUACCUCCCUGUUGAAGAGGCUCUGUGGCUCUUCAAAAACUGAUUUUAUAUAGGUGCUAACAGACACCUUCUUGAAUUGUUUUAUCUUGUCAAGGAGAAGCUUUCUCUCUGGGAACAUGCCUGGAUUCUUCAUUCCUUUCGCGCUUCUGUUCGGUUCCUGCUGGAAUUUCUGAAAUGCUGCGUUUUCCACCUGAGCUGAAUUUUAAAAAGCACAAUUCUUAAGGUCUUUUUAACCUAAGCGUAGUAUGUUUUUACUAGGUGAACAUAAACUUGUCAGAUGGAACAACCCAUAAGCUUCAACAGUUGUUUAAAAACAACUCUCAAAUUGAAGUUUGCUCGAUAAAGCAGGAAUGUGUAUGUAAUAAUAGAUUUGUAAAUAGCACCAUACAUUUCUUUUGCCUUUAUUCUUCUCUUUCUCUGAUUGAAAUUAAAAUGCUUCGAAAAACUAGUAUGUUUUUAAGUUAGUUUUUAUCAGUCUGCAUUCUGUAUUAGUACUGUAGGCAAUGCAUUCUAAGCGAUUUACAACCAUUCUGUGCUCAAACAGAAGAUAGAAAUGUGAUGAGAAACGUGAAGCAGGAGCGUGGCGUAAGGCCAUUUAAUCACACGUACUGUAAAUAAGCGAAACGUUUCUUAGCAGAACGCAACGCAUCGAUCUAGGUUGUGACAGACAGCACUCGUCUUUUUAGUGGAUUCUACGGUCAGUAACGCCACCCUCUUUGUCCAGGGUAGCCACAAAGCUUUCUGCCCCCAGAUAGGGCUAAGGAGAACAGAGCCGCCCGCGGCACGGCCAGCUGGAGUAUCGGGAGCACCGCCGAGCUGUACGUCUGCGUCUGUACUACUAAAGCUCUAUCGGUACGGCGUCCUUUCUAAAUAAAACCUUUGUACACAAACGUC